CACCAGCACCAGCACCAGCACCAACAACGCCGUAAUCAUGGGCCGCAAAACCUGGGACAGCAUCCCGCCUAGAUUCCGGCCGUUGAAGGGCCGCGUGAACGUCGUCGUCAGCCGCUCGCACGCCACUAGCCCAGCCAGGGCAGAAGAAGAAGAAGAUGGGGAUGGGCCGGUGAGAGUGUCCUCGCUGGAGCAGGCCGUCGCGCACCUCCACGCUGCCGCUUCUUCGUUUUCGGCGGAUGCGCCCGGGCCUAGCCGGGCCUUCGUCAUCGGCGGCGCGCAGAUGUACGCCGCGGCGCUGCAGCUGCGGGAGGCGCGGCGGGUGCUGCUUACGCGGGUGCUGGAGCCGGAUUUUGCGUGCGACACUUUUUUCCCGUUGGUUUUGUCCGAGGCCGGUGGUGGGGGCUGGGUGAGGAGGUCGAAGGAGGAGCUUGAUGCGUGGGCGGGGGAGACGGUGCCGGAGGGCGUGCAGGAGGAGAAUGGGACACGGUAUGAGUUUCAGAUGUGGGAGAGAGUUGAUUGAGGGUUGGCAUUUUCUUACGGCUAUGUACCUAUAUGUAUGUAUAUAGUAUAUAGGCAGGCAAGUAGGCACUUGUUCUAUUAUACACGGAGUCGUGGAGUCUCAAAAUAAUGAGACGGUGACUUAUUGGUGAGAUUUCUUUUUUUUUUUCAUGAAUCAUUACGCCGCGCCAACUUUUAUACUACCCUGAAACCACGUGCUAUUUUCA
Hypoxylon fragiforme is the source of this 725-nucleotide messenger RNA. Its product is annotated as dihydrofolate reductase-like domain-containing protein. The annotation marks the transcript as partial. Gene Ontology annotation, cellular component: mitochondrion. The record is from RefSeq and is a predicted model, not a curated record. Gene Ontology annotation, biological process: tetrahydrofolate biosynthetic process; glycine biosynthetic process; dihydrofolate metabolic process. The transcript has a single exon. Lineage: Eukaryota; Fungi; Ascomycota; Sordariomycetes; Xylariales; Hypoxylaceae. Gene Ontology annotation, molecular function: dihydrofolate reductase activity; NADP binding.